Molecule: messenger RNA, 600 nt
Organism: Paraglomus occultum
Lineage: Eukaryota; Fungi; Glomeromycota; Glomeromycetes; Paraglomerales; Paraglomeraceae
Source: the annotation of a GenBank genome assembly
AUGCCAUCAUCCAUAACACUCCGUCGUCCAAAUCUUCCUAUUAAACCCUCAAUUCGGAGAAGGGCGCAAAUCAACCAUUUUAGAAGUCAUUCAACACCUGAGGGGCGCCUUAGCGAAAAAGUCUUUUACCGACCUUAUUAUUAUUUGCCCGGCUGGAAGGUCAUUAAGGUUGUUAAGCUCCCGAGGCGCGCCGUAGCGAAAAAGUCUUUUCCCUCAGGAGCUUCCAUCCUUCAACAGAUUGUAGCUUUCUGGCAACUACAAUGUAAGUCUCCUACCGGGGUGGUUCAGUUCGGUGCUCAUGAUGAUGAUGACUUAUCCGAUUUAGGAGAAGUCCAUUUCAGUGAUGACGGAUUGAAACGACUUUUGGGGUCUCAGAAAGUCUCAUCCCCUAAAAAUUUAGAAGUAAAAUUGAUCGCUGAAAAAGGCACAGUUGUCUUCGUUGGACAUGAUGCGAGCGCCCGACGCUUAAAUUGUAUGAACAACGAUUAUUAUUAUACCCGUCAAGUAUUUUAUCCAGAGGUCUUUAAUUUUGAGAAGACCAACUCUCCCGUUCUGGAGUCAAACUUUGUUAAUAUUAAAUCAUUUAUUUGGGUGAGAUAA